AUGGAACUAAGUUAUUCAUUUUUCAAUAUAUUCAUUAUUUUGCUUGUUUCUGUUGAUUAUACAAAAUGUAUGUCAAAUGUAAUAGGUGGCAAAAUACUUAUACCAAUAUCAUUUGGGGCUUAUGCUUCAUUGGAUUAUCCAUUCAUAGUAUUUUGGGGGCAUCAUGUUUAUAGACCCUUCAAAAUACCAUUUUAUUAUGAUAAAUAUAGCGAUAAAUAUAAUUACUACUAUUAUCCUAAUUAUGAUUCGCAAUCGGUGGUACCCACUGAAUACAUUUCAUCAUCAUUAUCAUCGUCAUCAUUAUCAUCAUCAUCAUUAUCAUCAUCACCAUCAUCAUAUGAGAGUUAUGGAGAUAAUCAAAAUAAUGAAAUAUUGGAAAGUGAACGACAGGCGGAAGGUUUAUAUUAUUAUGACAGAAAUACAAAUGAUAAAACUUCACCUACCAGUCAAAAAGAUGAUCAAAGUUAUAAAAAUGACAAUUAUCAGACAUCCUUUUAUGAUAAUAUUAAAUAUACUCAGCCAGAUUAUAACACAGUUAAGAAAAAUAAAUCAAAUUCUAUGUAUAGUCAGUACAAUUACAAGAUGCCUGAAGUUACAAAUUCACAUUACAGGAAACGCUUACAUAAAGAAUCGACAUACAAGUAUAAACCUAAUGUACAUAAACUAAAGAAAUUCGGAUAUAAUGAUCAAUACAAAGCAUCAAAGACAGUUUAUACUAAUGAUAACCUUAGAAAAUAUCACAACAAUAACAGAAAAGUAAGUUAUCAAUCAAGUAAAUCUAAUGAUCACCAUCAUAUCGAUGAUCACUAUCAUUUCGAUGAUCACUAUCAUAUCGAUAAUCAUCAUUAUAUCGAUGACCACCAUCAUAUCAUUGAUAAAAAUCAUAUCGAUAAUGAACAUCGUAUGGAUAAUCUCCAUAAUAUCGAUGAUGACUAUCAUAUCAUUGAUCAACAUUAUGUCGAUAGUGAAAAUCAUAUCGAUAACGAACAUCAUAUCGAUAAUCACUAUUAUAUCGAUGAUCACAUAACUAGGUUUCUAAACAAGAAUAACGACAAGUCUUUAAAAAUGAAUUUGAAAUAUUAUAAUCAACUUACUGAUGAUAUGAGUAAACUGGAUAAUGAUAAUAAAAAUAAUAAUAAAUUUAAUUAUAGAAAAUAUCAAAAUCCUAAACGUGUUUACAAGAAACCAACGAUCAAUAGUCAAGAAAUGUUAAAUGAUAUUUAUGAAAAAAGGAAAUUAAAGAAUGGCGAUAAAAAACGUCGAGAGGAAUACAGUAAUGAUCGAAAUAAUAAACUAAAACCUGACAAUGAAAAGAAUUAUAUCGAUACAAAAACUAAUUAUGAUGAGGGGAUAAAUAGAAAAGCCCCAAAAAACAAAAUGGGUAAAUCAGAAAAGAAGAGAGAAUACAUUAAAAAAGAGGUUCAUAAAGAAGUAAAACAUCCAAGUGAAGAUGAUGUUAGUGUGAUUAAAGUGGUCAAUGAAUACGCAUAA
Molecule: messenger RNA, 1491 nt
Organism: Schistosoma margrebowiei
Lineage: Eukaryota; Metazoa; Platyhelminthes; Trematoda; Strigeidida; Schistosomatidae
Source: the annotation of a GenBank genome assembly